Molecule: messenger RNA, 1894 nt
Organism: Archocentrus centrarchus (flier cichlid)
Lineage: Eukaryota; Metazoa; Chordata; Actinopteri; Cichliformes; Cichlidae
Gene: spast
Product: spastin
Exons: 17
Coding region: 76-1845 (589 amino acids)
Cellular component (GO): microtubule cytoskeleton
Molecular function (GO): microtubule severing ATPase activity; ATP hydrolysis activity; ATP binding
Source: RefSeq, a predicted model, not a curated record
AGCCGGACCGGGAGUGUGAGAGCUGCUGCGGCUCUUUGGACCGAACCGGACCGCUAUGCUGUGAUAUGGAAGCGAAUGAGUCCCUGCGGAAGAAUUGAUAGGAAGCGGACCUGCAGCUCCGCGGCUCCGCCGGGCAGAGGGGCCGCCGGUGACGGCGCCUUUACCGGGAGGCUGGGCGUGCUGUUGUCCGUUAUCUGCGCCCUGCUGGCCGCGCUGUCCCUGCUCCGGGGGCUCCUUCGCUGGCCGUGGACUCGCCACGGUACCACUGUUAGAGCCCUGCCCCAAGCAGAUGGCGAACCCGGCGGCGUGAAGCAGCGGGUCGGCAGCGGCAGUCCGGAGCGAGGCGAGCGGGUGAAGAGCCACCACAGGCGGGCCUUCGAGUUCAUCUCUGCGGCGCUGAGGAUCGACGAGGAUGAGGAAGGAGACAAGCAGCAGGCGGUCAGCUGGUACCAGCGAGGGAUCGCUGAGCUGGAGAAAGGUGUCGCCAUCCAGAUCUCAGGAACAGGGGAGAAAUACGAGUGUGACAGACGGCUGCAAAACAAGAUGACAACCAACCUGCUCAUGGCCAGAGACAGACUGCACAGUCUCGUUGAGGUCCUCUCAGGCUCCGGGGUUCAAACGGACAAUUGCUCUGGCCCCACAGACUCUUCCAGCCACCCUGCACCUCUGCGCUCAGGUGGCGCUGUCUCCAGAAGGAAAGACUCUCUUAAUGUGGCACCGUCCAGCCGACCAAAGCACCUCUUAAAGACGUCCUGUUCGUCACCACCCUCCUCGUCUUCCUCUGCGGGCGGCCAUCGCUCACCCGACCUCCACCCAAGUGGCCACUUGCAGCGCCCCCCCACCCACAACAGCAGCAACUGCAAGGGUAGAACAAGUCGACACAGGAGUCAAGUCAGCUCCCCGCCGUCGACACCUGUGAAGAAGAGAGACACAAAGAACCUGAAAAAUGUCGAUGGGAAGCUCGCCAGCCUCAUUCUUAACGAGAUCGUCAGCAGCGGCUCGUCUGUGAGGUUUGAAGAUGUUGCGGGUCAGGACCUGGCGAAGCAGGCGUUACAGGAGAUCGUCAUUCUGCCGGCGCUGAGGCCGGAGCUGUUCACAGGUCUGCGUGCUCCAGCUCGAGGGCUUCUUCUGUUUGGGCCACCUGGCAACGGCAAGACGAUGUUGGCCAAAGCUGUGGCAGCCGAGUCCAACGCCACUUUCUUCAACAUCAGCGCCGCGAGCUUAACCUCCAAAUACGUGGGCGAAGGAGAGAAGCUGGUUCGAGCUCUGUUCUCCGUGGCCAGAGAGCUGCAGCCCUCCAUCGUUUUCAUUGAUGAAGUGGACAGUCUGCUGUGUGAGCGCAGGGAGGGCGAGCACGACGCCAGCCGACGCCUCAAGACGGAAUUCCUCAUCGAGUUUGACGGGGUCCAGUCGGGCAGUGAGGACCGGGUUCUGGUGAUGGGCGCCACCAACAGGCCUCAGGAGCUGGACGAGGCUGUUCUCAGACGCUUCGCCAAACGUGUGUACGUCGCUCUGCCGUCAGAGGAGACUCGCUUCAAACUGCUGAAAAACCUGCUGAGGAAACACGGCGACCCGCUGACUCACAGAGAACUGAGCCGGCUGGCCAGAAUGACAGAGGGCUACUCAGGCAGUGAUCUCACCUCACUGGCUAAAGAUGCCUCCCUGGGACCAAUCAGAGAGCUGCGUCCAGAACAGGUGAGGAACGUGGACGUCAGCGAGGUGAGGAGCAUCUGUUUCCGAGACUUUGCAGACUCUCUGAAGAAGAUCAAGAGGAGCGUCAGCGCGCAGACGCUGGAGCUCUAUGUCCGCUGGAACAGAGACUACGGAGACACUACGGCUGGAUGAUUUUUUUUUUUUUCUUUUUUGUACGAACCUUUGUACGAGUGUUUCUUAA